Molecule: messenger RNA, 705 nt
Organism: Mitosporidium daphniae
Lineage: Eukaryota; Fungi; Microsporidia
Exons: 3
Coding region: 1-705 (234 amino acids)
Cellular component (GO): nucleus
Source: RefSeq, a predicted model, not a curated record
AUGGAAAUCCUAGCUUUUGAUUUGAACUCAAUUCCAUUUAUCGUCAAUUCGGUCAAAGAGACAACAGCAUAUCGAGCGGUGAUAGACGAAUUGGAAAGGAACUUUGGAGCUCCAAUUCCACCGUCUACAUAUCAAUUGGUAUCGGGAAAAAUAGAAAAAUUUGACAAUGUCCCGUCCUUUAGGAAGCGGUGGAAUGCAAUAUAUAAAGCCAAUAAGAAAACGGCUCGUAUUUAUCGUUUGUUUGAGGACAAUGCGAGUACGCCCAGCACGUUAAAAAUGCCAAAGAGUUCGCCAAAUAAACCUCAAGUGUUUGCCGCCAUCGAUUUUGAAACAUUUGAGCACGAUCAUUCGCGACUAACAGAGGUCGGGAUUUCCCUGUUUGAUUCAAUUGGAGGAGACUACAGCGGGGUCCAUAUUUUGAUAAAGGAGACGCUUCACCUAAGAAAUGGCAGAUAUGUGGCUGAUAACAAGGAUAGCUAUCGAUUCGGUAUUUCCGUCAUACUUUCCAUGUCCGAAGCAAAGGCAUGCAUGUGGAAAUGGCUUGCCAACGCAACCGCCGUCAUUGGCCAUGGGGUGCAGGAAGAGAGACGGUUGCUCAAAGAGCUACUGACUUCUGAACAGUUUGAUCAGCUAACCCGGCAAGCCGAUAUGUUUGACACGCAGGUUUUGAGGUUGACUGUUGAUGUUUUGUUAGGUGCUGUUUAA